ACUCGACGUUUCGGAUAAUAUGAUUAGCGAGUACAACAAGAAUGCCCAAGAAGCUGGCUAUGGUGAUAAGAUGGUCGCACUCAAGGGUGACCUUCUGGCUGAGUCUGCUCCGGCAGAGCUCUCAGGGCCCGAGUACUUUGACUUUGAUCUCGUGGUUGUCAGCAUGGCCCUCCACCACUUCGAGAGACCAGAAUUAGCCAUGGCCCGCUUUGGAGAGCGCCUGAAGAAAGGUGGUGUGUGCGUAACUGUCGACAUUGUGCCGGACGAUCACCACCAUGGCCAUUGUCACAAUGUUGAGCAUGGCUUUGGCGAUGCUGCGCAUACGGUGAAAAGCCACGGCUUCACCAUGGAUCAAAUGAAGCAGCUGUACGAAGAAGCAGGAUUUGGGACGGGCUUCAAAUAUGAUAUUUCGAAGGAGCAGGUUGUAUUCCGCAAGGACGGGAAAGAGCAUUUGAAGACCAUAUUUAUUGCUCGUGGGCAGCGUGGGUGAUCCCGAUGGAAUAGCAUGCUCAUGCUUUGG
Messenger RNA from Aspergillus vadensis CBS 113365, 520 nucleotides. Its product is annotated as class I SAM-dependent methyltransferase. Bases 20 to 490 code for a protein of 156 amino acids. Lineage: Eukaryota; Fungi; Ascomycota; Eurotiomycetes; Eurotiales; Aspergillaceae. The record is from RefSeq and is a predicted model, not a curated record. The transcript has a single exon.